UGGCACAAGCCGCUGGAUCCGGAUUCUCUAUUCUUAUACACGCACACACACACGCACGAAUUUGUUGUUGUUUGGAUGUUUACUUGGUGAGAUUGUUUUCCGCGUUUGUUUUCGUCGUUUGAAUGUUGUAAGUAGUAGCUGUCAACGGUGACGUUAGCCGAUGCACAAGAAGGGAUAAUCGCGGUGUGAUUUGCGAGAGUGAUUGGAGGUGAAUCAGCAGCGCCUACUUGGAGAUACGGAAACUGACAGCAUCCGACAGCAUUCCGGCACAGACUGUGCGGUUCCACGACUCUCACGUGUGUGGAUUUUGGGAGAGCGGGAGAGAGCGCGAAUGUUGCGGAGAGAGUGCCAGUGCCGAAGUGAGUGAAGACGGAACCGCUGCUGGAGGUUCACGGUUCCGGUUGGAACUGUUUUGAAAUCAGAGCAAGAAACGUGGAACAAGGAUACGGGUGUGUUAUCGUCAUCGUUGUCGUCGUCGUCGUGUCGUCGUGAUCGUUGUGUCGUUGUUGUCGUCUACGUGUUUAGUUGUUUUCAUAAGUUUGUUGUUUGUCCGGAAGAAGGCGGAACCUUUUGCAAGCAAAUCCGCGGUGACAGCGCGCGUAAACAACGGAAAUCCGAAUAAAAACGAAAGUCACAAAAAGGAAAUUUAAAUGUUUAUAAGCGGAGGCAAAGGUGGAAAAAUAUUACAGGGAUCUACUUUACGAGUUAAAGUUUAAGUUACGAAAGAAAUCAACAAAAUUCUGGAGCAGGAACAAAAAUAUCAGCCAACGUUUAGAAAAGUAUCGACAACAAAUCAAAAAACACACAGUACCAAGUACUAGUACGAAAGAAGGAGAGACACAUCGACGCGUGACUCUGUUGUUAUCUAGUGUUCGUUAUCGUUCCCGGUGAACCUUAAAGGUGUGGGGAAGUGCAUGUGCCCGUCCGGACAGUUGGACAGCAUCUGAUCCCGGCCUGUCGUAGUAGGCCUCUGCUCUCACCCAGCUCUGAAGAGCAGAGAGUCCUCCUGCUGGAAGUAGGAUGCAACUGCAGCUCCGGCCAACAGCAGUCCCGUUCGGCAAGCGGCGGUAGUCAACAAUCGUCUCCAGCGCCGUCAGGUGUACGUGUCCGGUGUACGCACGCACGUGUUUUCUUCCGUUCAAGCCGGCGAAUCUCGCCGGAAUUCCGUUGCACCACACUCUUCCCGCGUCAACUACGCGUGUGUGAUACCCCACGUGUGCGAAUCAAACACAACAAAUAUCAACCAAUCGAGCUCAACACUAGCAACAAAAACACAUUCACACACACCACAAAAAAUCAAGACAAAAAAAAAAUCACAUCAAAAAGUGCCUAACCACAAGUUCUCUGUUCUCGGUGUGUGUACGAGUUAAGACGUGAAUGUUCGCGAACAAAACCAAAACAAAGCCUUGAACUGCGUGAUUGGCACCAACAUCAACUGUUAUCACUGUUAUCCCAAAAAUCCAAAACAAAAAUUUGAAGGCUUGUGAAGUGCGCGAACACGUGUGAACGAACCUUGAAGAGAGACCCCCUCCUCGCACUGACGCGUGUGACCGGACCUUCAAGCGGCGUGGCGCCAAGUUUAGAUGUGAAAUUGAUUUCUCUUGUCCUGUUUUCUUAAUUUCGAAACGUGACGCGGGGACGGAAAAUCCUCCGAAAAAAAAGAACAAACAGAAAUUCCGGGAAUUUGUGACCCUCGCCGAAAAAAAAACACAAACAAAUUUAAUUUAAAGUUUAUGUGUUGGCCAAAACUUCACGGGGGAAGGAAAGUUCCGGGCCAUUGGCGAGGAAGAAAUUGUACAACAAACCGAAAUAAAGUGGAAAAAGAUUGAGUUGCUGACCGAACGCGGCGAGUGAGCGAUUGCCGGAAAGUUUUGGUUUUUUAUUGUUUCUUCGACCUUUGAGCAGAUCUCGCGCGCGAUUUUUAUGACAGAUUCCGUUCGGCUCUCGUUGCGAGUGUGGUUGAAAUUGAGAUUUGCGCUUUAAUUUUUCCGGGCCGGGACCGAAUAGCCCAGGAAGUCACGUCGCCGGGUGUAAUAUCCGAAAAUCGUGCUCCGGCGUAAUAAUUUCUAAUAAUAGUUGCAAUAACAAUAACAUCUCCGAGGCGAGAGAAACACCGGCGAGUUUUCCUCUCGAAACGGCGAGGGUGAAAAUCGGAAAAGUGGGUGGUGCAUUCCGGGUGUGAAAAACGAGCAGCUCGAGAAAAGGGAAAAUAAUACAUUGUGAGUAAGAGUGAGUGUGUGUGUGCGGGCUGGAGUCCAAAAGUACCAAGUGUGGUGGAAAAUAUUAAUGAGUUCAGAAAUAUAAUAAUAAAAACAGCUCAUAAAUAAUAUCGCCGGGCCGAGGUUUUGUGAGUUUAAGUGUUUUCACCCCGACCCUGCCUCCUUUGCGAGCUCCCAGAGCUCCAAAACGGCCCCCUAAGUUUUUCCCAUUGUUCUGCCACAAGUGGGCCCACCAAAGGGGUGCGAGUGUGAAGAAGAGCAUUUCCCAGUGGUUCUUUGCGCCUGGAAGUAUACCAUAUGGAGCAGAAGUAGCAGUCGACGAGUUUUCCCGGGGCCUGCCCACAGAGAGCAGUGUGAAGGAAAUUUAUAUCAAAGAAAUCACAAAUCAUAAGCGUGAGCCAAGUGCUUUCCCAAGUGGUGUGUGCGAAAGAGAAAGUGUCUGUGUGAGUGUGUCACAAGGGUGUGUGUUCGUGUGUGGUUUUCCUCUCGGAGGAAGAAGAUCAACAGCAGCAGCGAGAGAAAAAAAGCAGAUAAAAAAUAAAUGUGUAAUAAUAGUGCAAUAAUUCUCCACUCACUGUGAGUUCUCCUUCCCCUCCCGUUACUUCUUCCUUUUUGACGCUCUGGACGAGAACCAUUGAGGCGCAGUUUUCCACAAAAAAGCUUCCACCAAAAGUCCAGGGCACCAUCGGUGGCAGUGGUGAAAACAAAACAAAAAGAAACACAGUAAAAGCAGGAAGCAUAAUCGUAGCCAGUAAAUACUAUCAGAAAAUUUGAAACAAGCAAAAACGGCGCUCAUUCCGGAAAAGUGAGAAAGGGAGGAAAAGUAAAGAAGUGAGGAAGGCAAGCAAGGAAAAAUAAAAGUUUCACCACCCUGUGUGCCUGUGUCUGCGUUUGUGUCCCAUUUGCGGGUCUGUGUGUGUGUGUAGAUGUUAAAAAUGUUAAAGUGAGUGUUGUGAAGAAAUUCUACUCGCAAAUAACCAACAACAACAAGAAGGAAAAACCGGCAAGCAGGAAACCCUUUUUUCACCGGUCGCGCGCGAAUCGUUCGUGAAAAGUGCUUUCUUUGGUCGACGACUGGAGAAGUAGCAGAAGAAGAAGAAAAAGACGUAGUAAAAGCUGGAAGCAGCAGGAAAAACCACGAGGAGCUUCGUCGAUAUUGCUGAACUCGACCAAAUGUUGGCCUUUCAUAACGAACAUAUAACAAGCUGUGCGUUUUUGACGUAUUUCAGUCCGGAAAACGCUAUUAACGCUCAAGGCGCGUUACAUGAAAAGCAGACUUCACCUGGGGUUUUUGCUCAACCGAUUUCUUCUCACACGCGAUGCAGAAGAGACCGUCUCUUCUACUAGCAAAAUGAAUCGAUGAACCGUGCUAUUCAAGUUAAGCCAGCGGAUAGCGAGAACCGCGGUGAUCGAAAGCUUUUCGUUGGCAUGCUUAGCAAGCAGCAAACCGAGGAGGAUGUAAGACAGUUGUUUAACGCGUUCGGAACCAUAGAAGAGUGCACGAUACUGAGAGGACCAGACGGUGCCAGCAAAGGUUGCGCCUUUGUAAAAUUUACCUCGCAUCAAGAAGCUCAAGCUGCUAUAACAACUCUUCACGGUAGUCAAACUAUGCCGGGUGCGUCCUCUAGCUUAGUGGUCAAGUUUGCGGACACCGAGAAAGAGAGGCAACUCCGUCGUAUGCAGCAAAUGGCCGGUCAUAUGAACUUGCUGUCGCCGUUCGUCUUCAACCAGUUCGGACCGUACGGUGCCUACGCCCAGCAGCAACAGGCGGCACUGAUGGCCGCGGCCACCGCACAGGGAACCUACAUCAACCCGAUGGCUGCACUUGCAACACAAAUACCUCAUGCGUUGAACGGUGAAUACCAUCAUCAUCCUUCGAACCCCCGUCCGGCCCCAACACUGACCCCAACUGAUUGUCAUGUUUCUCCGGUUCUUCAAGGUUCAGGACAACCCGUGAACGGUGCCAUCCCUUCGCUACCGUCGCCGACGAUGCCGACCUUCAAUAUGGCCGCACAAACGCCAAACGGGCAGCCGGCCGGUUCCGAGGCGGUCUACACCAACGGAAUCCCCCAGACCUACCCAGGGCAUGCGCUCCACCUGUCGAUACCGGCCCAAGGACUUCCAAACGGGGACGCCGCACUACCCCACGCGGCCUAUCCCGGCAUCCAGCCCUACCCGGGUGUUGCCUACCCAGCCGUUUAUGGACAAUUUCCGCAAGCCAUUCCGCAGCCGAUUGCCGCCAUUGCACCAGCGCAACGUGAAGGCUGCUCCAUAUCGGGCCCGGAAGGUUGCAACCUGUUCAUCUACCAUCUGCCCCAGGAGUUUGGCGACGGCGAGCUGAUGCAGAUGUUCAUGCCGUUUGGCACUGUGAUAAGUUCGAAAGUCUUCAUUGACCGGGCCACGAACCAGAGCAAAUGUUUCGGUUUUGUGUCGUUUGACAAUCCUGCCAGCGCUCAAGCGGCAAUCCAAGCUAUGAAUGGUUUUCAGAUUGGUAUGAAAAGACUGAAAGUUCAGCUGAAGAGACCAAAAGACGCCAAUAGACCCUAUUAACAAUCAGAGAUCAAGAGCGCUUUAAGGAGUGCUUCUGCUGAAGCUUUAAAAUACGAAGUUAAACCUUAGACAAAAGAAAUACUAUAUCAUCAAUUAAAAAAAAAAAGAAAACCAGUGAAAAAAUUAAUCAAAAAAAAAGAACAAACAGAAUUUAACCGGCAAAUUAUUCACAAACACUCACACAAACAAACUUACCAGAGCGAGAGCGAGAGGAAGGUCGCGGACAGCGCAGUCAUCACACCAGUUCUAGUCAUCAGGCCCCAUCCGAGUUACGUCGUUUACGUUCGUCCCACCACACGGCCCUUGAAUAAGCGGGGGGCGGGCGGAUUUGCCAACUCAUCCAGAUCAUCGCCAACGGCAGCCCCGGAGUUUUAAGUUAAUGUUAUGGAAUCACACACAAACACACUCACACACACUCUGUACAUUUAGAUAUGUAUGAACAAAAACAUAUAUUAUAUAUACAUUACCUAAGAAUAUAUAUAUAUAUAUAUAUACACUAGGGUGUAAUUACGAGAAGUUAGAGGAUUUUUCGUUUUAAAUUUUAAAUUAAUUUCACUGUGCCAGUUCUGGAGAGCAUACACAAAAUAAAACAGGAAGUAAAAAGGUAAGGCUAAAAACGUAAAACAAUUUCAAAAAACGAGAAGGCGAGUUUGGAAUUUAAAGUUAUUAGAGAGGCGAAGUCGAGCGUUUUGUCUCGUUUUAUUUGGCACGUUUACAAAGUGGGGGAUGGGCUCAUAUUCAAACUAAUCGAUUGCGAAUUUGAAAAACAAAGAACAAACAAAAAAACUCUAGCGCAACACUGUAAUGAAGGUAAAAACAUUUUAAAUCUAAACUAAAGGCCACUGACGUUCUAUAUACAUAGAAUUGGGCGCAAGCUCUGCAUAUUAUAUAGAGGGUUAGAUAAACAAGAAACUUAUUAACAAAAAUAUUUAAAUUUAACGAUCAAAACCCAACAAAAAAAAACCUACGCAUAGAGUGUGGCGACGAACGAAAGCACGAUCGAUCGAAAGGACAAAGUUGAGCUAUUUUACAGUUUCGGAAAAUUAUUCGUAUUCGGCCCCGGAAGCGGAAGUGAGAGAUACUGUUGCCCAUCACUUAGUAUACUAGCUAGAAGUAAUUUAUCUAUAUAUGACAAAGGAAUACAUUACACAAAGAACACAAGCCCACUAACACGUACAUUCAUUACACGCAUUAUUUCUACAAUUUAACAAAGGAAAAUCAACUUUAGAUUAAACGUAAUUUUAAAUCAUAAAAUCGAAGAUUAUAGUUGAAUUAAACCAAGAAAGCUGCACAUUCAGCUAUACCAUUAGUACUGUACUAACCAAAACGUAGCGUGCUUAUUAUGUUUAUUUAUUUGUUUUUAAGUUUCUCAUUAAUCAUUUAACAUCAUUUUACCUGUUGCAGUAUUAAUUUAUCUAAUUUAUUCAUUUGUAGCCAAUGAUCCCUUAUCUUAAGUUUUUCUUCCCACUUUCGUUUAAGUUCAACCCCUAGAACUGGUUUCGUGAAUCUUAAGUGCAAUACAAACUUAGUCGAACGUUGUUUUCUACUAGUCUUCUUAGAAGAGCGAAUUUACUACCUUUAGAGAGAAACCAAUUUGUUAGAGGGAAGGAAAAGAAACGCUAGUGCUUUUUUGAUAUACUAGGUUUUAACCCUCCGCCAACCGCCAUUUUUUACCACUUUAACGGGGGCAAAGAAUGAAAUUCAGCUUGCUAACAAAUGUGUUACUUAUCAAUUAAACACACACUUACAAACAACAAUAACAAAAACAAAACAAAAAAAAAGCAUAAUUACAUGAAUACAUUCAUUCGAAAAGAAUCUACAGCUAAGUAAAGCCAAAAACUGAGAUAAACUUGUACUAGUUUAAUCGAUCCCGAACAAAAGAAAAAUGCUAGCGAAAAGAAACAAAAAAAAGUUACACACAUAUUUAUUAUGAGAUAGUUCGGGGGGGAGCAAAUUUAAACAAACACAAACAAACUUAGGCAAGUUAGUCAACUGUAUAGCUAAAAUACUAACCAAGAAAGAAAAAAAAUGAAACCCCCACCCCUCUCACCGUUUCGUUUUGGGUGCCUCGAAUUGACUUAACGAAAAAGCUUCUCGUAGUUGAGGCCUCCUGUUCCUUAGGUUUGCACACACACACACAAACAUUCGCCCCCACACUUAUUAGAGAGGGUAGAGUCACUGGCGGUAGAGUACUUAAAACAAACGGUAAGUCUUUCCUAGAGCAUGAUGAAGUUUAUCAGAAGAACAGUUGAGGUUGGCAUCACGAUCCACUGCCCAUUGCUGGACCUUAAUCGCGCGAGAGAUGGAUCGAGUGUGAUUAUUUAUUUGGAUUGUUUUUCUUGAAUGAUUACACUGGAAAAGGGUGAGUUUUAUGCGAAGGUGGUUUAGUUUAACUUUUACCGGCACAUUUUUUUUUUUUUUCAAGAAAUGUGUGCAACAUUUUGGUUUUUGAGACUAUUCCUUGAAACGCGACGCGCACAAUCAGUAGCGCAAAUAGUAUAUUUUGUUUUAGAGUGUAAGAGCAAAAAUCAAACAAUCGAGACAAAUUAGCGCACAACUUUCAAACUGCUUCUUUUCGAUCCUUCGCAAAGUGGCCGCUACUGUUUUGCCUUUUCAAACGCAAGAGCAUCUCUUCUAUUCAAACGGUUUAAGACAAACAACACACAUUAGAUAAUUGAACAAAUGGGCUGUGAUUUAAAUGUUUUAUUUGUGUAAAGUAACGGAAACGUUUUCAACCGCAGUUAAAUUCGCAACUAUCGACCAUUUCUGAGUUUCAACUACAAACAAAAAUAAAACGUGGAACGUGUAAAAUUGACUGUCUGUGAAACGAUGCUAGUGACACCUACAAUCUAACUGACCUGCCAGCAGAAUAAGACGAGGAAUCUUUGUACAGCUGUACAGUCUGUUGUGUAAAACCCAUCCGGCUUUCUGUCAUCGUUUCAGUUUGGUGCGGUUUCAAUCAAUCUCGAUGUUUGCUUGUAACGAAACACACAAACACACAUAUAAAACACUCGAAUUGACAUUUAACCCUCAAUUUGGGGAAUCUAUAAAUGUGUUUUUAAUCACAUUUUGAGUUGCGACUUUCCUCGGUGUUUUGUCGUCGUCGUCGUCGUCGAUGUGUUUGUAUCAAACAACUAGUGAAAUCACUGUUACUAUUUGGAUAAGGCUAUAAUCACACGUGCGAGCACGAAAGUGGGAGGAUGAUGAAGCAUGAUGAACCAGUACCUUGACAGCUUCUCUUCUCCACUGUCGGGAGGAGGAGUGACAACUAAGUUAUUUACACUCUAUCUGACUGUCGAAUCCUUUAAAACUGACGUAUUGUAAGGGAAAAAUGCUUGCAAUCGUGGUCUAGCAGAGUUUCAUGAAAUUUUGUCAUAUUUUCACAAAUUUUAAAUUCACUUUUACACUUAACAAUCAUUACUUCAAAGCAAGGCUAGAAGAGAACUCUGAAUUCUUUAAAUUUCUUUAAUUUUCUUUUGUCUGUUUACCUCUUUUCCUAAGAGAAGCGUGAUGCAAAAAAGGUUAGAUAUCUAACGAAAUCAGAAUUGUUCUUUUGCUUACUGCCUUCCACCGAGCAACCCCAGCUCUCAACUCAAAAUAACAACAGUUCAGAAGAUUCCAGAUUCGGCACCAACACCAAAUAUCACUUUUUACGUUGUGUUUACUACGGGGACGGUCGAAAUCACAAUAUUACGUUAUAAAAUCCCGUUUCCACUCACGAAACCACACGCAGUGCAAACAACAACAUCAAACUUUUGACAACUGCAGCUUGGCAGCACCGUCAGCCGCCUGCUGCGCAACGCAAGGUGGUGAAUUCCUAAACUCACCACCGUCGGAGUUCGGUGCCGAUGGCAUCGGCAGCGACGUUUUAAAUUAUUUCUGAACAAAACAUUAAACUUUUUGAAACUUUUCUAGACCACGACGAAAGUAAUGUUUGAAAAAUCUUAACCAGUAGCGCCACCUUCAAGAGCAGAUCCCGUUCUGACAGGUUACCAACCUUCGCAUAAAGUUCGCCCGCGGUCGAGUCCUAUUGCCAAACGUUUAAAAAAAACCCUCUUUGUUACAGAAUGACGUUUCUUUGUUUAACGUGUGUAAAUACUGUACAUUUCUCGCCACUAGCAAACGUAUAUAUCUAUACAAACCAAACAAACAAAAAAUGCUAGCACUUACAACUAGAUCCUAACGUCGUAUAAAGGGAAGGAAGCAAAAGGAUGGAAGUAUUAAAUCAUAUCAGUUUGAAAGAAGUUAUUUUUGAAACAAAAUAAUACCUAUACCUAUACACAACAAAAACACCGAUAUACUAAACGAAAAAAAAUCGCAUAUGUAGCAUAUAGUUUUGAACAAAGAAGUAUAAAAAAACAAGAAAGGACUACAGCCCAACGAAAGUGAACCCACCUUUUUAAACGAGCAUGCUUUCGAUUGGUUCCAAAACCCCUGCAUUGUAAAGCAUUAAUUUUCCAUCAUCCAAAAAACUAACCUAUAUUUCCCCCCUCCUCCACGAGAUGAAAACGGAAAGAAAAACUCUUCUCAACCUCAUCCCACCUGGUUUUGCGUAACUCGGUUCGAUUGGUUCCAAACCAACAAAACUGUUUCUUAGAAGACGAUUAACAAAAAAAAAAUAAAGAAAGAAAAAACACUAUUUUAAAACGCUAUUGAUGGUAGAGUGAACGGCAGAAUAGUUUAGUGCGAGCAGCCGAUAGUGCAGACAGCAAAUCUCUUAGUCUUGUUACCUAGAACACACCCACACAUCCUGUCAGCCUCUUAGUAUAUGCUAUUUUAGUGGCUUUGGCGCUUAAGUUUUGGAGGGAAAAUGUAAUUUUUCCUCCAGUAUCCUCUUUACCAAACCCCUCCUUGAAAUUUUUACCGCGCAAGCACAAUUAUCCUAGUAGAGUGCACACUACACUGUGUUAUAUGUUAUAUUAGAGAACAAUAAAGCUGCUAAACAUCCGACACGAACACACACACUCACACAUUUACACAUACA
Culex pipiens pallens (northern house mosquito) is the source of this 9753-nucleotide messenger RNA. It is a transcript of the gene bru3, whose product is annotated as CUGBP Elav-like family member 4. Gene Ontology annotation, biological process: regulation of alternative mRNA splicing, via spliceosome; mRNA splice site recognition. The record is from RefSeq and is a predicted model, not a curated record. The coding region runs from base 3579 to 4769 and encodes 396 amino acids. Lineage: Eukaryota; Metazoa; Arthropoda; Insecta; Diptera; Culicidae. Gene Ontology annotation, cellular component: cytoplasm; nucleus; ribonucleoprotein complex. Gene Ontology annotation, molecular function: mRNA binding. The transcript is spliced from 13 exons.